AGAAACAUAUCGCACAGGACACCUACAAAACAAACCCUAUACAUUUAUUACACCAUUGGUUUUUAAACCUUAUAUUUUCAACAUCCUUCACCUUCAUGUAAUUAGCUAGCAAAAUCAUUGAAAAAAACAAAUUAACUUUGUUGCUAAUUACCAGAAGCAAUAUGAAUCAAGUUUUGUUUACACUCGUGCUGGCUGAAAUGGCAUUGAUUCUGAGCCUUUUGUUCCAAACCCCUGUGAGGAAGUUGGUGAUCGUGGGGUUAGAUCGAUCGAAGCAAGGGCGAGGGCCCUUGGUGGCGAAGAGCGUGGGAGGAACCAUUCUCGUCUUCUUUAGCUCCACCAUAUAUAGUGUAUUCAGUGUUCAGAAUCGUUUAACAGAGACAGGCUUUGUCAAUCCAACAGAUGAGGUUCUUAUGGCACAUCGUCUCCUAGAAGCAUCUCUCAUUGGGUUUUCCUUAUUCCUGGCAAUGGUUAUAGAUAGACUACACUACUAUAUCAAAGAGCUCUAUCUGCUCCGAAAACGUGUUGAAGAAGUGAAGAAUCUGAAAAAGGAUCAAGAGCACAGGGAAAGUACUGCUCCUGCAGAAGUGAAGAAGGCAACACAGAUGAUAGAUAAGGCAGCCGAAAGCUGACUUAUGAAGAAGAAUAACCAAAUGAGCUAGCAAAAGCUCCCAAUAAUGAAUUCACUGAUUAGUUCACAUUAAUAGUAGAAUUGGUCAAUACCAAAGUUUCUCAUUAAUCCCCAAACAGUAAUUCAAAUCAACAUGGAUUGAUCAUCACUGACAUAUUAAUGCAUACAUAGCUUGCUAAAUUUUAGAUUGCUUCAUAGAAUAGAUGAACUACUAGGGUCUCAUGUAAAUAUAAUACAUACUUACAAAGUGCAAUUUCUUUUA
Malus domestica (apple) is the source of this 890-nucleotide messenger RNA. RefSeq lists its product as uncharacterized. Gene Ontology annotation, biological process: endoplasmic reticulum to Golgi vesicle-mediated transport; intracellular protein transport. Gene Ontology annotation, cellular component: endoplasmic reticulum; endoplasmic reticulum membrane. Lineage: Eukaryota; Viridiplantae; Streptophyta; Magnoliopsida; Rosales; Rosaceae. The record is from RefSeq and is a predicted model, not a curated record.